Melanotaenia boesemani (Boeseman's rainbowfish) is the source of this 2723-nucleotide messenger RNA. RefSeq names its product R3H domain containing 4 (gene r3hdm4). The transcript has 8 exons. The coding region runs from base 174 to 944 and encodes 256 amino acids. NCBI's taxonomy places the organism in Eukaryota, Metazoa, Chordata, Actinopteri, Atheriniformes, Melanotaeniidae. The record is from RefSeq and is a predicted model, not a curated record. Gene Ontology annotation, molecular function: nucleic acid binding.
AUUUUCGUCACUGUCAAGCUAGCCACAAGGAGCUAGCUGCUUACUUGUUACUUUUUUUUUUUACCAGGCACCUUCGCUUUAAAACUCUUGUUUUUCGGUCAAGCGCUUCUUUUAUACGAGGUCCUUAUAAACACAGUCGGUGGGACCUUACCAUUUGGUUGCACUUCAAUAAAAUGGUCGUUUUGUCAGAUAACAAUGAAGAACAGGAUUCUAUCCUGAUUGAGGAGCGCAAGUGCACCUCACUGCCCUGCUCUCCUGCCAAACGAGUGUCUCCUUCCAAAAAGAAGCAGUUCUACAUCAACCAAGCCAUCCGCAACUCUGACCUCACUCCCCGCGCCAAAGGGAAGAAGAGCCUCCGCCGACAGGAGAACACGCGCUUUCUUGCCAAUCUUCUGGAGAAGGAUGAGUGCUCCAAAGAUGAUCUGGAAGUUUGUAGUAACCCAGCCAUCCCAUCUAUCUUCACUGAAGCCUGCACCAACAGAAACUACAUAGAGCCGUGGAAUGACUUUAUGAAUUGCUCUGGCGAAGAGCAGGAGAGGCUGCUGUUUCUGUUGGAGCAGGAGGAAGCUAAGAGGAAAAACACCAACCAGCUCCUGAAAGACCAAAGGAAUGUAUGUCCUGCCUUUACUCCUCAGGACUGCUUUCAAAGAAUCGAUCGCAGACUUCGAGCUACUCUGAGACGGAAACAAAUACCAAUGGGAACUUUGGAAGUUCUUGAGAAAAGCCUUCUAAGUUUCUUCAGGACCGAGCCUCACUCAGUUUACACAACCAACCUCAGCAGCAGUUUUGAGAGAUUGCUGCUUCACGCCAUUUGCCAGUAUAUGGACCUUGUCUCUACAAGCACCAACUAUAAAGGGUCUCGUCAGACUGAAGUGAUGAACAAACAAGAAGAGUUCCUGCCUCCCAGACUUCUCCUCUCUGCUUACCUGGAGCAGAUGAGCUGAGAGCAGGACCACGCCUCACUUCCCUGUUAAUCUGCAGCCAUGAGCUCUGUGAAAUGUAGAUAUAAUGUGCAGCCCUGACACAAAGCCUGAGAUGUCCAUGAAGCUCAGUGUACAGAGCUAAACGACGCCUGCUUGUUUUAUCCAGUUAGUUUCUGUUAUAAAUUUAUCAAUAAUUUUAUCCAGUAACAAGUAAAAGUUAAUGUAAGCAUGGUAACUGUGGGCUUGUUCAUAUGAUACUGUUAGCAUGCAACUCAGCACAACCUGAGCAAACCUGAGUCUGGUGAGCGGUCCUGAGAGUGACUGCUUUUCAUAUGGAUCUCAUUUUAUGCACCAUUUAAACCACUGUGGGGCCCUGAGCAAGGCCCUCAACCCCCCAAAAGCUCCCCUGGCACCCACUGCUCCUAGCAACUAGGAGAGAAUUUCCCAACUUGGGUUUAAUAAAGUAUAAAAAAAAAAAAUCCUCAGGCAAAAUCUUACAGUUUAGGUAACGGUGCUAACGCUGCUCUCAAAAGAAAUGCAUCACUGCCUGAAAGCCUCGCCCGUAGAAUUAGUGUUUGUGAGGUGUGAAGCAUGAAUAGUAUGGAUCUAUCAGUAUGCACAAAUAUGUCACCCAUCAUAGGUGGAAUAGUAAACAUCUUUCAUCAUUGCUUUGGGAGUAAAGCUGUCUUUCUAUGGUAAUCUGUAUUAUGUAGAACCAGUUCUGUUUGUACAUUUCUGCUAACUUUCUGCAUCCGACCACUAUUUUGACACCCGGUCGAACCUGAAUGUGUUUCAAUCUACAUUUGAUUUGACAAACAAUGUUUACAGUUAAACCAGUUUUGCGUCCUCGAUCAACAAACUAACAGUGUUAGGAUUUAACCACUACUGCCUGACACACUGUUACAAGCCUUCAGGUGCUAGUCUGUAAAUAUGUGUGUAAAGGUUGUCUGACUGCCUCUGAACACACCACAGUGCUGUCAGUCGGAGCAGUUCUGGUUGUUGCUUCUCUCACCACACACCGGUAUAGACAAGGUAUCAGUGUUGUUUCGGUAAUACUCAAAGAUAAGGAACUUCAUGGUUGUUAAAAGCUGUUAAGCCUGUAGGUUUACAUGUAUUUUAAGGACACAAACACACACAUCGCUUGCUUUGUUUUACACACAUCUGCAACUUUUAAAGUCUUUCAUGCUGUAAACUAGUAAAUUAGGUUUAGUGAUGUACUGUACUGUGUGUACAGUAAAAGUGAUAGAACAAUAACUGGAAUGGGUCAAAACACACCUGCUGUCAUCUCCAUGGUAACAUUUAAACCCCAGAAAAGCACUUCAGCCUUGUAAACACCAGUUUCUAUGUUUGAACAUGUAUUUCUACAUUUGUACUUGAACAGAUUUUGGAGAACAUGUAUCCAGGUUUGUGUAAGGGGGAAAAAAAUAACUACUUUUUAUAUACACUGUUGUCGGCAGUGUAACAAAACUUGACCUGUUGAUGCAGUUUGUCAACAACCAAAGUUUGUGUGUUUAUUGUGUGAAUAACCAACUUCUCAGGCUUCGAACUUCUCACUCUGAAUGUGUACUGUGUGCUCUCUUGGGAAGAACUUGUGUGGAUGUGUUUCACCCCAGCACCCCCAGCCACAGUGCUCCCAACUUUUGAAGUACAGUUGUGAUGUAAAUCUUUAAUUGAUGUGUGCCAACAUUUGGAUUGUAAAAGUCUAAUAUUCUGAGAGCUUUAUACGCUAUACUGAAACAUCUUUAUGUAUAUAUGAUGGGCGUAUUUAUCAUUUUCACAACAAUUAAAGGAUUAAAGAUA